CAUGCCUCCGUUUCUGUAAAGCCACAUGCGAUUUUUGUAUCUUUAUAAUAAUUAAUUAUCAGUAUUAUAGCAAUAGUUUUUUUAUUGAUUAAUUAAUAUGGCAUUAAAAUUUAUCGUAUCUCAGAAAGGCAAUAAAUUAUUAUUGCACGAUGGUGUAUUAUAUAGUAAAAAAAAAAUUAAUAAAAGUAACAUAACCUGGAUUUGUACAUGUGUUAAUUGUAAUAUCAUUAUUCACACCGAUAGUGAGAAAACCACAGGCAAGAUAGUUGGUGAUGUAUUAGUUCACGAUCAUCCCAGUAAUGCUGCAGCUGUUAAAGCUAAAAUUUUAAAAGAAAAAAUUAAGAAGAAAUCAUCUAAAUCUCAAGAAAAACCCGCUACUAUUGUUUCUACUUCGCUGCAAGGAGUUUUAUCACCAGUUGCAGCGUUGCUUCCAAAGCCCAUCUCACUUUCUCGAGCUGUACAACGUUCUUGUGUUAAAACAGUAGCACCAAUUAUGAAUCCUGACAGUCGAAGUGAAUUAUUGUUAACCGAUGAGUAUAAAUUUACAUAUAGUGGUGAUUUAUUUUUAUUGCACGGCAGUGGCAAUGACAAAAAUCGGUUUUUAGUUUUCACUUCGUCAAAAAACUUAAAUUAUUUGGUCACCUGUCAUCUGUGGUUAAGUGAUGGUACAUUUAAAUCUGUACCAUCAAUAUUUAGUCAGCUUUACACUAUUCAUGGCUAUAAAGAUGGAAAAUCAUUGCCAUUGGUAUACAUGUUAGCUCCAGAUAAGUCUAAAAGUUUGUACCUCAAAUUUUUAAAAGUAUUACGAAACGCAAUUCCUAAUUUUUCACCAGAUCGAUUAAUGAUGGAUUUUGAAAUUGGAUUUAUCGAGGCAUUCAAACAGGUAUUUCAUGGUGCAAAAGUUUCGGGAUGUAAUUUUCAUUUUUGCCAAUCGGUUUGGCGCCAUAUACAAUUUUGUGGGCUAGAAACUCGAUACAAUACUGAUAUUGAAUUUUCUCGAAACAUACGUAUGCUGAUGGCUUUGGCUUUUGUGCCACCCGAAGAUGUUACUGCUGCAUUCGAUAAAUUAAUGUCGACAGAUUAUUAUGACAGAAAUUCUGAUAUUUUGGAGAAUAUUGUUGCAUAUUUUGAAUCUACGUGGAUUGGAAAACUAAAGCACAACCGCAAACGCCGUGAAAAGCCUCUGUUUGAUAUUAAAAUUUGGAAUUGCUAUUUAGCAACGAAAAAUGGUGAUCUUCGUUCUAAUAAUUCGAUGGAAGGCUGGCAUUCUGGUUUCAAUCAGCGUGUAUCUGUUGCUCAUGCCAGUAUCGGCUCAUUUUUAAAUGCUAUCAAAAACGAACAGACAUUAACGGAAACAUCAAUAACGCAAAUCAAUUCUGGGCUUGCGGUAGCAGUUCCACGUCGCAAAGCGUACCGAGAUUAUAAUCAACGCUUAUUCACAAUCGUAAAUAAUUAUAACCCCAAUAACAAGAUCGAUUAUUUGAAUAAUAUUGCUAAAGUUUUAAAUUUUGAAGGUUAUUAAGGGUAUUCUUAGAUAGUGCCCUCCCACUUUUUUGAAGACAUGAAACGACUUUUAACUGUCUCAACUGAAUUUAUUUAAAAGGUCGGGGGCAAUUUCGGAGAAUGACCUUAAUUUCCUAGUUAUAUUCUAAUCGUAUAAUAUGUUAAUGAUAUUUAAAAAGUAUAUUGCUUAAAGCUAUUGAAUUAACAAAUAAUUUUAUGAUUUUUGUGAACGGAUUUAAGUACUUAUAUUUGUAUUGAUAAAAAAACAUUUAUAAUUUCUCAGAUAAUUUAUUAUAAUUUUUCACUAAGAUAUUUGUUGUGAUAAAAAAACUUCAGUUUAUGAUGUGACCAAAUAUUAAG
Molecule: messenger RNA, 1863 nt
Organism: Microplitis demolitor
Lineage: Eukaryota; Metazoa; Arthropoda; Insecta; Hymenoptera; Braconidae
Exons: 2
Coding region: 98-1522 (474 amino acids)
Source: RefSeq, a predicted model, not a curated record